AUGGAAAACCAACUAAAGGGUCGCCAAAAUAAGAGACGACGUGCUGCGGUAAGUAGUGAGCAGUCUAUUUCAUUUCCUUUGCCUCAGAGUGAUAAUUCUGAUAGCUCACAGAAUUUGUCAGCUAGACGUAGAGCAAUUUUAGCUAAGAAUGCUCGAACUGAAGUAUCUCAUGUUCAAACGUCAUCUUCAUCAACUUCUCGCCAACCACCUUUGUCUGAAGGGUCGUCCAUUUCGCCCAUGUAUUUAGAUAUUGGCAACUGUAGUGAGGUAUGCGAGUAUUGUAAUGCGCGUUUUUGGUAUGAUGAACGCCUUAAAGCUUCACCUCUUAGUCGACGUCCACGGUACAACCAAUGUUGUAAGGGUGGUCGAGUUAAAUUACAACAUCCACGCGAACCUCCUGACAACAUAAAGCACCUUUUCGAAAGACAUGAUUUCUUAGAUAAUAUUCGUGCUUAUAAUUCCAUGUUUGCGAUGACUUCUUUUGGCGCGACUACUGAUGACUCUAUAAAUUUAACCUCUGGGCCUUAUGUUUUCAAAGUCAGCGGUCAGAUAUGUCACGGUAUUGGAUCUAUUUGCCCCCCUUCUGGCAAACGCCCUCGAUUUUUGCAAAUCAUCGUCUUAGAUGCGGAUAUUGUUGCACUUCUACUACAAACGUUAGAUUCCACUAACAAGGUGGUGAGACUUUUUCGUACUGCUCGAGAUCUUUCUCUUUCGGCAGAUGUUCCUGAUUUUGCUAUUCGUUUAUACAGCAAUGUAAACGAAAAGUCGUACGAUACCCCAUCAAUUGGCUCGAUUGGUGCUAUUGUAUAUGAAGAUCAAGUAAGAGCAUCUAAUUUUGAUAUAAUUAUUCGUUCGAAAGAUGACGUCCCCCAACGUGUUAGUAAGUUGCACUCUCUAUAUAUGGCGUUGCAGUAUCCAUUGUUGUUUGUUUUCGGAGAACAAGGGUGGACUCCGGAGCUUCGGUUAGCGGAUGAUGCUUCGUCACGUCCAAAGCAACUUACUAUGAACAUGUUGUAUAGCUAUCAUCUUCAUGAUCGCUUUAGUUUAUAUACUCAUUUGCUUAGGGGUGGACGUUUGUUUCAGCAAUAUUUAGUAGAUGCGUAUAUUUGUAUCGAACAAAAUAGAUUAGAAUACAUACAAUCGCAUCAAGAUCUUUUUAGAACUGAGUACUUGCAAGGCAUUCAUGACGCGCUGAUACGAGGUGAUACAAAUUGUCAUGACAUUGGUAAGUGGACCGUUUUACCUUCAUCUUUCACUGGUGGCCCGAGGUACAUGUACAAACAUUAUCAAGAUGCAUUAGCAAUUUGCCGUGUACAUGGAAAUCCCCAAUAUUUCAUAACGUUUACCUGCAACGUAAAAUGGCCGGAGCUUAAACGAUAUUUAGCCGAAACGCCACACGUAAAAGUGCAAGACCGCCCGGACAUUAUCGCUAGAAUUUUCCGGGUGAAAGUUGACGCUUUCAUGGGCUAUUUACGCUCUGGUGCCCCUUUUGGUGAGGUUGUGGCAGAAUUCCAAAAAAGAGGGCUACCUCAUUGUCAUACUCUUUUGUGGGUCAAGCCAUGUAACAAAAUACAAAGUCCAGAUGACAUUGAUAGUUACAUCUCCGCUGAGAUUCCGAACCCGACGGUAGAGCCAGUUCUUCACAAAAUUGUCACCGAAUUCAUGUUACAUGGACCCUGCGGAUUACCUAAACCAAAUGCUCCUUGCAUGAUUGACGGCACCUGCUCAAAGAAUUUUCCAAAAAAUUAUGAAUCCGCCACAAGAUUCGACAACGAAGGUUAUGCUCAUUACAAAAGAAAGGCGGAUGGUUUCUUCGUCAUUAAGAAUGGCGUCACUUUGGAUAACUCAUUUGUUGUUCCUUACAACAAAGACUUGCUGCUUCGAUUUGAUGCGCAUAUUAAUGUCGAAUAUUGUGGUUGGAAUAUGGUUAUCAAGUAUCUAUUUAAGUACAUAUCAAAAGGCGCCGACCGCAUUCGUUUUACAGUUACAAAAACAUCAAAUGUUCCUGAUGCGCCUAACCAUACAUCUUCGUCUUCAUUUGAUGAAAUUAAAAAUUUCGUUGACGGUCGUUUCAUAUGUCCACAUGAGGCCGCAUGGAGGAUAUUUGAUUUCCCUAUUCACAGUAGAAAUCCUGCCGUUCAAGUAUUGGCUGUGCAUUUAGAGAAUAUGCAGAACAUCAGUUUCCGCGAUUCACAGCAAUUACAAAACGUUGUGGACAAUCCUAUAGCAAAAAAGACGACCUUAACAGAAUGGCUACACAACAACAUAUUAGACGAUAAAGGCCGACAUCUUCGUUACGUUGACUAUGUUUCAGAAUACAGGUGGGACACUUCAGGAAGAUGUUGGAUACGUAGGGCCACAAAUAGAACGCCAGCUAUAGGAAGACUCAUAUACGUCCAUCCGUCUUGUGGCGAGACUUUCUACUUACGUAUGCUGCUAGGCCAUCAAACUGGAUGCCGAAAUUUUUCGGACAUACGCACCGUUGGUACGGAAAUUUUCCCAACAUACAGGAACGCAUGCGAGAAACUCGGCCUACUUGAUAAUGAUGACGAAUGGACAUAUGCAUUCACGGAAGCAUCCGUUUGGGUAACUUCAAAGGAACUACGGUCUCUCUUUACACACAUGUUAUUAUUUUGUGAGAUAUCAAAUCCCUUAUCACUAUGGAGAGACCAUUGGCGUGCUAUGAGUGAUGACGUUGUCUUAAAUAUCGAACGGGCUACUGGUUUUAAACCUACUAACAUAAGCGAUGAAGAUUUACAACAACACGUCCUAUUUGAGAUUGAACUAUUUCUCAAUUCUAGCGCAAGUUCUUCAUCGCUUUGUAACUUUGGCUUACCAAUGCCACGUUCUGAAGUUGCUUCCAUUUUAAAUAAUCGUCUUUUAAUGGAAGAAAAGAACUAUGACAUACAGAAAAUGUCCUCUGAUCAUGAACUUCUAAAAAAUGCUCUUCAUCCCCAACAAUUUGCCAUCUAUGAUUUAGUAGUCAAAUCAAUCGCACAAGAAAGACAAAUACUGCUUUUCGUUUAUGGCCACGGAGGUACCGGUAAGACAUAUUUAUGGACAACUAUCAUUUGUGCAUUACGAGCUUCUAGCAAAAUAGUUUUAGAUGUUGCGGCUUCAGGGAUUGCUUCUUUAUUGCUACCAUCCGGAAGAACUGCUCACUCAAGGUUCAAGAUACCUCUAGAAUUAACUGAUGAUUCCCUUUGUGACGUAAAAAAAUACCCAGCUCGCGCAACUUCUUAA
This is a messenger RNA of Helianthus annuus (common sunflower), 3243 nucleotides long. RefSeq lists its product as uncharacterized. The record is from RefSeq and is a predicted model, not a curated record. Bases 1 to 3243 code for a protein of 1080 amino acids. The transcript has 3 exons. Gene Ontology annotation, biological process: DNA repair; telomere maintenance. Lineage: Eukaryota; Viridiplantae; Streptophyta; Magnoliopsida; Asterales; Asteraceae. Gene Ontology annotation, molecular function: DNA helicase activity.